Durio zibethinus is the source of this 861-nucleotide messenger RNA. The record is from RefSeq and is a predicted model, not a curated record. NCBI's taxonomy places the organism in Eukaryota, Viridiplantae, Streptophyta, Magnoliopsida, Malvales, Malvaceae.
AUGGCAAGCAAAGAGCCGAUCACGAGCCCAGAGAAGACGAGGAAGCCCCCCGUUGCCGAGGAUGAAGACACCGGAGCUCAAGUCGCCCCUAUCGUCAAGCUCGAUGAAGUUGCUGUCAGCACCGGCGAGGAAAACGAAGAUCCAAUGCUCGAUCUGAAGUCGAAGCUGUACCGAUUUGAUAAAGACGGGAAUCAAUGGAAAGAGAGAGGCGUUGGUACUGUGAAGCUGUUGAAGCACCACGUGACCGGAAAAGUUCGCCUUGUUAUGAGGCAAUCUAAGACUCUCAAGAUCUGCGCCAAUCAUCUCGUGUUGCCGACUAUGACGGUGCAGGAGCACUCAGGGAACGACAAAUCGUGCUUAUGGCGCGCUUCUGACUUUGCAGAUGGUGAGCUGAAAGAUGAACUUUUCUGCAUUCGUUUUGCGUCUGUGGAAAGUAAGUAUAUUUUACGUUAAAUCACUUUGCUUCCUUUUAUUUGCUAAAUGAAAUUGAAUCAAUGUUGUUUCAAUUCUUUAUUUAGUCUAAGAUCUGGAGCCGCCAAUUAGAGUUUAGUAACCAACAGAAUGUUUGAGAGUUGAGCAUUGGUAUUUUCUUCAAGUUGUUAGUGACUGGCAUUUCGGUUAAUAGUUGUAAUAUUUACCAAAUUUUGGUUCUCUUAUUGACUUUAUGAAUGUUUGGUUGUACAUAAUUCAAAGGUUUAUGCUUGUGCUGGUGUCAGUUUCAAAUAAGUAUUUGGUGUAAAUAAUGGGUUGCAUUGCAAUUUUACAAAUUUCUGACAUGAAGUGAGAAACUGUGUUUACUUUUAUUAACAUCGAUCAAAGCAUAUGAGGCAGAUUCUUGCUGAUUUUUCCCUUUAAUGAUGU